CAAUUAAAUAUAAUAUUUUUGUUUAUUUUUUUAGGUGUUGUUUUACAACUGGAUGUAUGAAUCUUAAAAUAGAAAUUAAAUAAUUUAAAUGGGAUGUAAAAUAAUUAAGUAAAAAAAUAGGUACCCUAAAUACUUCAUACCGUGAAAUAUUUUCAAUGAUGUUUUUUUAAAGCUUAUGACCUUAAGUUUGCACUUCCUGAAUGUGUCAGUGAUAUUCUUCAGUGUUUCUUCUCUAUAUAUGUCACUAAUUAUGUUGAAGUCUAAUCUAAGAGAAUUAAAACAACAAUAGCACAGUAAAAUGAUAUUUUCCAACAUUAUUAAUUACUUGUGGAUACAUGGGUGAAAGUGAUCCUAGUUCUUAUGAAACUUUUGGAAUGAGUCACACAAAGGAGCAGAAUCCCCUUUCUCAGCCUCUGAGAGUUGAAACUGAUGAUACGGUGCACCCAGGAGAUCCUAAUUACUUUGAGGAAGAAGUAAAUAAUUUUAACCAAACCAAUAAUAAUGAUAACUCAGACUCGCUGGGUCCUCUUCCUCCAAAAUGGGAAAAAGCCUACACAGAAAGUGGAGAGGUGUACUUUAUUGACCAUUCUACUGGUACAUCACACUGGCUAGAUCCAAGACUAUCAAAGUUUCAAAAGAAAACAUUAGAAGACUGUUUGGAUGAUGAGUUGCCCUAUGGUUGGGAAAAAAUUAGUGAUCCCCAUUAUGGCACCUAUUUUAUAGAUCAUGUUAAUAGAAGAACUCAGUAUGAGAACCCUGUUAUACAAGCAAAGAGGGCAGCUUCCCAGGCAUCUGCUAGAGUUAGCAGAACAUCAUUUACAAAAGAUCCAUCCGAGCUUUGUGGGCAGCGUUUUAAAACUUCACUGGUGAAAUCCUCUCGAGGUUUAGGUUUUACUAUUGUAGGAGGAGAUGAUGGGAUUGAUGAAUUUCUUCAAAUAAAGUCUGUGGUGCCUAAAGGACCAGCAUGGUUGGAUGGGCAUCUACAAACAGGAGAUGUAAUAGUCUAUGUUAAUGAUACUUGCGUUUUGGGUUACACUCACAAUCAGAUUGUUAGAUUAUUUCAGUGUAUAAGUGUGGGUUCCACAGUGGCUUUGGAGGUUUGUAGAGGGUAUCCCUUACCAUUUGAUCCAAAUGAUCCCAACACAGAAGUAGUAACUACUAUAGCUGUAGAUACACAUAUACAGCCUGUAUCAAACGAAAAAUGUUUAGUAGAUACUAAUUAUAAUUUUGUAGAGGGGGAAGAAGUGUCACCUAAUGAUAAGACUAUUUUAGAUACUAGUAAUGAUAUAGAUGAUCUCUUAAAGGGUAUGGGAAAUAUUAGUGUAGGUAGAAUAGAUGUUAAAGUAAAAAUAGUUAAAGGACAUUUAGGCUUUGGAUUUACAAUAGCUGAUAGUGCAUGUGGACAACGAGUUAAAAAAAUUCUCGACCAUCAACGUUGUAAAAACCUACAAGAAGGUGAUAUACUAGUAGAAAUAAAUGAUAUACCUUUGCAAAAUAUGUCACAUGAUGAAGUAGUCCAAGUCCUAAAAAACUGCCCCUACAAUAGUGAAGCUCUAAUAUAUGUUCAAAGAGGAUGUUCAACAAAAACACCAACUAUUAGAUAUAAGUCUAGGAAGUUAGAUAUUCGCUUUAACGGUAAAGAUUUUAGUAGUGCUUAUAGAAGUAAAACACCCACAGCUGACAUAUAUAGUACUCAACCCAGGGAAGUUUUGCCCAGUAGACCUAAGACUCCAUUAGUAGAUACGAGAGGUUUAUCCAAAACUUCUGUUAAAGAUAUUAAUUCGAAUUCAAAUAAUGAUAUAUUUAAACGUGAUUAUGACAAUAUUACCCCUGACAGAUCUCGAUUACGUUUGUCUUUGAUAGAUAAUCAUGAAGAUGACGUAGAUUUACUUGUGGAAGACCAAAAUAAAUCUAUGGGAGAAUGCUCAGCUCAAUUAGAUAACAAGUUUAGUUUGUAUAAUCCAAUUCCUCAUAGAUACGAUUGCUCCUGUGCAUAUUGCUCAAAUCUUAGACCCAGUAUUGUGGAACCCCUAGAUACAUAUGAAAAUGCCAAAAAGUUCAACGGAAAUGAAUGGUGGUAUCCGUCACAUAAUGUUGAAUAUCUUACUACUGCCGUUACAUUAAACAGACAGGAAACUGGGUUUGGUUUCAGGAUUAUAGGAGGAAUCGAAGAUAAAUCUCAAGUUGCUGUGGGACACAUAGUACCAGGUGGUGCAGCUGAUGGAGAUGGAAGAAUACAAUCUGGAGAUGAAAUAGUCAGUGUGGAAGGCUAUUCAGUGAUAAAAGCUUCUCAUCGCCAAGUAGUCCAACUAAUAAAUGCUGCAGCAGCUAGAGGACAGGUUAGCCUUAUCCUUAGAAGACGUAUUAACCCCCAAAUACCGAUUAAUACAGGAUACUGGUCUCCUGAAAACCACUCGCAGCUACCGGCCGUUAAUAUGACUUUGAUGCCUACUAGUUCACACCUUGCUUCUACAUACGAGAUUACUGUGCAGAGAACUGAGAAUGAAGGUUUUGGUUUUGUAAUUAUAUCAUCAGCAAACAAAAUCGGAUCUACAAUUGGUCGGCUCAUUGAGGACAGCCCAGCUGAACGAUGUGGAAGAUUGAGAAUUGGGGACUACAUAGUAGCUGUAAACCAUAUAGAUAUUAUGCAUUUAAGUCACGGCGAUAUUGUAAAUUUAAUCAAAGAGUCUGGUCUCUCAGUCACAUUAACAAUUGCUUCAAAUCCAGAUCUUUGAUUAAUAUAUGCAGGUAUUUCACGCAAAAUUAACGUUUUUAUUUACAAAAUGCGGAAAACCGUGUAUAUUGUGAAGUAUAUACAAAUGGUUUUAACGAUCAAUUAAUUUUAAUGUAUAAAAUUGUUGCUAAACACUUGUAAUGACAAUUAAUUAGUGUGUAUUAUAAACAAAAUGAACGUAAUUGUUUAACAGUCACUGUAAAUACCAUGUAAAAACAUUCGAAACCUGUAUUAUUAUUUGUAAUUUGGAUACCGCAGUCCUACUAUAUCUUCUCCAAUGAUUUUUAUGACUUUUUCUCAAUUUGACAUCGUAAAAUUCCUGUUUUUCUCAUAUCUUUUUUGUUGUCGUGUUAAUUCCCAUUUAAUAAAUGAAUUGCAUUUACUGUGCUAUUACUUUUGUCUUUUUUAACGGUCUAGAUUUUUUAUUUAUAUUGUAGUUUUCUGUGAUUUUAAUAGGUCCCUAAAUUACUUACUGCAGCUAAAACGUAAAGGCUAUAGCGGGAUAAGAUGAUAAAAAAAAUCUUCACUCAGCUAGAUUCUUAUUUGGGAUUGGGUACUCGAAAGUAUGUAUUUAAAAACCUGCUUGCCAAAUUUUUAGCUCUCUAGGUGGCCCAGGGGUCCCCUAUCGCAAAAAAAUGUGUUUUUUUUUUUCGAGAAAAAGAAAAAUUUUCUGAGCGAUCCGUUGCUUUAAACUUAAACAAUCUGAAAAAAUUCAUAAACAUACAUUUUCUUAUCCAUCUAAUCAAACAUUCUGAUUUUUUUCAGCUUUUUUGGAUCAAAAUUAAGCUCAGAAAAAAUAUUUGAAUUUUUCAAAAAAAAAUUAGGUUAUGUACGUAAUUUUUGGCAAACUUCCAAAUAAUUAUUUUUCGUGUAUUUUUUUCUGAUCUUUUGAAUGGCGGGGUUAAGGGGCUAUCCUAAUGUAAAAGUACGAAAUUCAUAUACUUUUUUGGGAAUUUCUAAAAUAAAAAGUAGUAUACCAAUUAUUUUGAAAAUUUGCAUGAGCAUUUAUCAUAAAAAGAAGUAUAUGUAAAACAAUUUUCAUAAAAAAAUGUUGAAAAUUAAACAAUUUAUGCGCCAUCUACAAGCACCAUGAAAAUAAAAACAUAGGUACACUGCUGCAUUGAUUGGGACUAGUAGAGAUCCUGAAAAAUAAAAUUUCAAAGUGAUUAUCGAAAUAUAAGUUACUUCCUAUACCAUCAACUAGGUUUUUGGAAAAAUAUUAAAAUUUGGAAAAAUGACGAAGUGUCGAAAAUGUUUUUUAAAACUAGCUAAAACAUUUUCAGUUUCAAAAACCACCAAAUUGACAUCAUUCAUCCGAUCAAAAAACCCGUAGUUGAUGGUAUAGAAAAUAACUCAUAUUUCAAUAAUAACUUUGAAAUUUUAUGUUUCAGGAUCUGUAUUAGUCGCAAUCUCUGCAGCAGUGCAGCUUUGUUUUCAUUUUGACGGUGCCAGUAGAUGGCGCAUAAACCGUUUAAUUUUCAAUAUUUUUUUAUAGAAAUUGUUUUACAUGUACUUACUUCCGUUUAUAGUAAAUGCUCAUGCAAAUUUUCAAAAUAAUUGGUACAGUACUUCUAACAAUAAAACACUGAAAACGUUUGUUUUCUAUACUUCCACAAAAUUUAUUAUAACUAAGUGACUACAGCUGUUUCGGCGGAGUGCCUUUCUCAAGUGAUAUAGUUUACAAUGUGUUUGCCUUUUUAUUUGCCUGUUUGUCUCGAGUUGGUCAUUCAGAAUUAUAUCUGUAUUUUUCAGUUUAUUAAUUUCCAUAGAUUCUAAAAAAGAUAGCUUAAGGCCUUUAUUUUGAAUAUGUAGAAUUUGAAACUCUUCAUUGAAAGAAUGAUUAUGAUCUAGAAGGUGAAGUGCGUAUGUAGAAGUGUCUGUUUUUCUAUUGUUGAAUGCCCUUUUGUGUUCUGCUAUCCGUUUGUCAAAAGUUCUGCCAGUUUGACCGAUGUACGUUUUCGGACAGUCACCACAAGUUAGUUUGUAC
This is a messenger RNA of Diabrotica virgifera virgifera (western corn rootworm), 4721 nucleotides long. Its product is annotated as membrane-associated guanylate kinase, WW and PDZ domain-containing protein 2. The transcript is spliced from 4 exons. Bases 336 to 2735 code for a protein of 799 amino acids. Gene Ontology annotation, molecular function: protein binding. NCBI's taxonomy places the organism in Eukaryota, Metazoa, Arthropoda, Insecta, Coleoptera, Chrysomelidae. The record is from RefSeq and is a predicted model, not a curated record. Gene Ontology annotation, cellular component: cytoplasm. Gene Ontology annotation, biological process: signal transduction.